AUGGAACAUAUAGCUGUACUUACUGUCCCAAUGACCUUAGUUUCUAUCGGCACCCAAGCUGGAUGUGCUAAAACUUUGUUUUUAAAAUGGAAUUUACAUAAACCUGUAGCUUAUGUAAUAAUUUGUAGAUAUUUAAUCAUGUCUAUCGUUGGAAUAAUAGUAGUUCUAGGGUGUAAAUUUAUUGCUAAAGAUUUGGAUUGGUUUAUAAUCAAUGAUCCGAUGUUUAUAUUCGUGGCAAUGUGCUUAGCGUGUGGACCAACUGCUAUUGAUCUUUUUGAUUCACAAGAUGAAUUAUUAAUUUUAACAUAUAAUUCUUAUAUUUUACUAUCUCCAGUUAUUUGGUUCACUUUGAUGGGGUUGUUGUCAAUUACUGCGUAUAAUGUUGGAAAAUUCGCUAUUGCUUUAUAA
Molecule: messenger RNA, 408 nt
Organism: Racocetra fulgida
Lineage: Eukaryota; Fungi; Glomeromycota; Glomeromycetes; Diversisporales; Gigasporaceae
Source: the annotation of a GenBank genome assembly